This is a messenger RNA of Cajanus cajan (pigeon pea), 204 nucleotides long. The record is from RefSeq and is a predicted model, not a curated record. NCBI's taxonomy places the organism in Eukaryota, Viridiplantae, Streptophyta, Magnoliopsida, Fabales, Fabaceae.
AUGUUUACAAAAAGAAAAAAAAAACUGUUAGCGGACAUUACUUACUCUGGAGCAAGAUAUCCAUAUGUACCAACAACUUUGGUUGUUGAAAUUUCUCCCUCAUUUGCUUUCCCAACAAGUUUUGCUAAUCCAAAAUCUGAAAUCUUUGCUCUAAAGGAAGCAUCAAGUAAAAUGUUACUUGUCUUGAUAUCUCGGUGGACAUAA